AUGAAACCUUUCAUUGAUAGUGAUCACUAUUUAAAAAAUCACUCACGAGUUUUAAUGGACAUGGUCGAAGCAAGUUUGAAAUUUUACUCAGGCAGCUUUCAUAAUUAA
This is a messenger RNA of Chironomus riparius, 108 nucleotides long. The record is from the annotation of a GenBank genome assembly. Lineage: Eukaryota; Metazoa; Arthropoda; Insecta; Diptera; Chironomidae.